CACUUACUUAAUGGCGGACCACAAUUUUCGAAGCUGUACUGUACAAUAAAGUCCUUAUACCUCUACGAAACACUGGUGCACAAGACCUAUAAUAGAAAUUAAUAAUAACGGAUCAAGCCAGGCCCGUUUGGAUAAAAGAGUUGCGACAACGCAAGUUCCAACUGAAUGGUCACGUGAUUCACAUUGUCGCGGGCAUCUUGAUGAUACUGACAGACAUAACCAACAGAGCUCCGACUUUUGAUACACACUCCCGUCCAGAAGGUGGCGGAAUGCACCUAUAAGUUGCUUGCCAACCGCCAUUAAUCACACGAAGAAGAAGAAGAAGAAGAAGCUAAAGAUGAUGGCGGCCUGCAUGUCCCUUCAGUCCACCGUGCUCCGCAGUGCGCUGCGAGGAGCCAUCAGCCUGCACAUCCGCUCACCGGGGCCUCCUGCCGCGGCUGUCGGGCUCAGGUUUGUCUGUAAUGCUGCUCCAGACAAACCAAAGAGGUUGAUAAAUGAAUCUACGGAGGAAUACAAGUUUGUAGAACGGCUCAUCCCACCGUCACGAGUCCCGGCUCCGCCUAAACAUGCAGGUCCCACUCCGUCCGGCUGGACCCCUCCUGCAGAUUCACCGCCGCCUCUGCCCUACAUGAUCCGCCGCUCCCGCAUGCACAACAUCCCAGUCUACACCGACCUGACCCACGGCAGCCGUAAGACCACGCUCGUACGGAAAGUGGAGGGGGACAUCUGGGCUCUGGAGAAGGACGUGAAGCAAUACCUGAAGGAGGUGACGGGCAAAGAGCUGCCCACACAGGUCAAUGAGGUCACCAUGACCCUGGCGGUCAAAGGUCAUGUGGACAAUGAGCUGAAACAAUGGUUGCUCAGCAAAGGCUUCUGACUGCAGUGAUGAAGCAGUGCUGAGCUUCCAGGACUGUCACAGCAACAUACGCAGGGGGCAUAGAGCUGUCCAUGUGGAGAUGGAGAGGACCGCUGGGACCUGACUGGGAUCAGCUGGCAUCUCAACACCUUAAACAUUGUCCUACCGUGCUUUAAAUUCCAUUUAAAUCCAUAUGGAAGGACAGUUUUUGACUUUUGCCACUUUAUUGAACUUUCUUAAGACACCAGAGAAAUUGUGAAGUUGUGAGAUCAUCAGCUGUUUAACAGUGUACAUACGUGUAUGUUAUGAAUGAAACAUUAAAUAUAAAAGCAUAGCCA
This is a messenger RNA of Epinephelus fuscoguttatus (brown-marbled grouper), 1194 nucleotides long. It is a transcript of the gene mrpl49, whose product is annotated as mitochondrial ribosomal protein L49. Gene Ontology annotation, molecular function: structural constituent of ribosome. Lineage: Eukaryota; Metazoa; Chordata; Actinopteri; Perciformes; Serranidae. Gene Ontology annotation, biological process: translation. The coding region runs from base 338 to 877 and encodes 179 amino acids. The record is from RefSeq and is a predicted model, not a curated record. The transcript has 2 exons. Gene Ontology annotation, cellular component: ribosome; mitochondrial large ribosomal subunit.